AUGGGGCGCGAAGACCAGAUUGAAGAGCGCGAGGUGCUCGAGUCCAUCUUUCCAGAUGAGAUCACAGACAUUUCUGAAACUGAAUUCAGAGUGUCAAUCGCUCUGGACAUCCCCGAUGAAGAAGACGAGGAACCCCCUACGAUGCUCCUCCAGGUCCGCUACCCAGACGAGUACCCCGAAAAGCCUCCCCACCUCGACAUCCUCGCCCCUCCCAACGCAACCCCCCACGAGCACUUCAAUGUCGCCGACGACCGCGACCAACUCCUCUCCAGCCUCGAAGAGACCAUCCAGGAGAAUCUUGGCAUGGCCAUGAUCUUCACCCUAGUCUCCAUGCUCAAGGAGACGGCCGAGCAGCUCGUUCAGGACCGCAAGGCCGCCGUCGAAAAGGCCCACGAGGAGGCCCUCCUCGCCGCCGAGGCCGAAGAGAACAAGAAGUUCCAUGGUACCGCCGUGACUCCCGAGACGUUCCUCAAGUGGCGCGAGGGCUUCCUCAAGGAGAUGGAGGAGCGGAGGCAGCGUGAGGAGGACGAGCGCCUCCAGGAGCUCAAGAAGGCCAAGGUCAAGGAGCCUGCUCGCUUGACGGGCAAGCAGCUCUGGGAGAGAGGUCUUGUUGGCAAGGGUGAAGGUGAAGAGGAGGAUGACGACAUGCCUGUCGAGGCUGUCGAGAAGCUCAAGGUCGAGGCGUAG
Fusarium keratoplasticum is the source of this 687-nucleotide messenger RNA. Its product is annotated as RWD domain-containing protein. NCBI's taxonomy places the organism in Eukaryota, Fungi, Ascomycota, Sordariomycetes, Hypocreales, Nectriaceae. The record is from RefSeq and is a predicted model, not a curated record. Gene Ontology annotation, biological process: cytoplasmic translation. The coding region runs from base 1 to 687 and encodes 228 amino acids. The transcript is spliced from 2 exons. Gene Ontology annotation, molecular function: protein binding.